Molecule: messenger RNA, 1228 nt
Organism: Gastrolobium bilobum
Lineage: Eukaryota; Viridiplantae; Streptophyta; Magnoliopsida; Fabales; Fabaceae
Product: probable serine/threonine-protein kinase WNK11
Exons: 3
Coding region: 118-1026 (302 amino acids)
Biological process (GO): intracellular signal transduction; protein phosphorylation
Cellular component (GO): cytoplasm
Molecular function (GO): protein serine/threonine kinase activity; ATP binding
Source: RefSeq, a predicted model, not a curated record
UUUUUCUGUGUCUCUUUCUACUUUUUUCCAGGUAGGAGCUUCGUCAGCUUCUCUUUUCUGCCGAAAGUUUCAGACUUUGGUUUUCUGUUCUUAAGGGUCAAGCAUUCGGUUCUGUUCAUGAUGCCGAGUGUUAACCCAGACCCAUCUGACAAAGAUUCUGAGCCAUUUGUUGAAACUGAUCCAACUGGCCGCUAUGGUCGAUACAGUGAAUUACUUGGAUCUGGUGCUGUGAAAAAAGUGUACCGUGCAUUUGAUCAAGAGGAAGGAAUAGAGGUGGCUUGGAAUCAAGUUAAGCUCAGGAAUUUCUCUGAUGACCCUGCAAUGGUGGAUAGGCUUUACUCUGAAGUGAGGUUACUCAGAAGCUUGACCAACAAAAACAUCAUUUCCCUUUACAAGGUGUGGAGGGAUGGACAACGUAACACUCUUAAUUUCAUCACUGAGGUCUGUACCAGUGGGAAUUUGAGGGAGUACCGGAAAAAGCAUAGGCAUGUUUCCUUAAAGGCCCUGAAGAAGUGGUCUAAGCAGAUUUUGAAAGGGCUGAAUUAUAUGCAUAUGCAUGAUCCCUGUAUCAUCCAUAGAGAUCUCAAUUGCAGUAAUGUGUUUGUCAAUGGAAAUACUGGCCAGGUUAAGAUUGGUGACUUGGGUUUGGCUGCAAUUGUGGGAAAGAACCAUUGUGCACACUCGAUUCUUGGUACACCAGAAUUUAUGGCUCCAGAAUUAUAUGAGGAAGACUACACAGAAAUUGUGGACAUAUAUUCAUUUGGGAUGUGUGUGUUAGAGAUGGUGACACUGGAGAUUCCUUAUAGUGAGUGUGACAAUGUUGCCAAGAUAUACAGGAAGGUGUCUUCUGGAGUGAGACCUUUGGCCUUGAACAAGGUCAAAGAUCAAGAGGUGAAGGCCUUCAUUGAGAAGUGUCUUGCUCAGCCAAGGGCUAGACCUUCUGCUGCUGAUCUUCUCAAAGAUCCUUUCUUUGAUGAGAUUGUUGAUGAUGAUGACGAAAAUGAUGACUGUGCUUGUUGCUCAUAGUCAAAAUUGUCCUUUUUAUGAUAAAAAUACGUUCAUGUGUCAGUUUUUGUAAUUUGAUUCAUCCCUUUUUUUACUGUUUAUAUGUUAAUUUGGUGCAGGACCCUGUCAUCAUUUUGAAUUUUCCCUUUUUUGUGGGCUGUGAAGUUGGAUUAGGGUUGAAUAAGGGUAAAGAUAGGGUUGCCUGGGGAGUGCUUGAUUUGGG